Colletotrichum truncatum is the source of this 951-nucleotide messenger RNA. RefSeq lists its product as uncharacterized. The record is from RefSeq and is a predicted model, not a curated record. NCBI's taxonomy places the organism in Eukaryota, Fungi, Ascomycota, Sordariomycetes, Glomerellales, Glomerellaceae.
AUGAUCACCUGGGGUGUAUCACGCGGCCUGGCCGUCGUCGCCACACUGCUAUCCUUCUCACAAGCAGCUACCGCCGCCAUCCUCCCCAGGCAGAGUGAUGAAGCCCUUCGUCCUUGGGUUACCGUCGAGGCUGAUGGUGCCACAAAGACUAUCGCGCCUGUGAUCAACGACGGCAAGAUAACAUCAGCCUUCCCAGCCAACUCGGCACUGCCCACCGCCGACGCAACGGGUGCCGGCUCGUUCUUACUUUGCAACCCGGCCGCCGGCUCCGGCGGGCUCGCCCAACCGUUCUGCGCGCCAGCAAAGGACAACGAGCUGGAGGGCGGCAAGACGUACUUUGUCACCUGGGACGCCUCCCUUUUCCCGUCCCCAAACACCGUCGUCCAGGUUCAGGGAGACUACAGCGUGACCAACACCAUUGACGUCGGCCACGGGUUCACCUCGCAGAGCAUCCCCGCCUCCCAAGGCUACUUUGCCUGGGCCGUCUUGGGGUACAACAUGCCCCCUGGCGAGGCUCUGGACGUGCAGCUUUUCCUUGCGGUGCCUGCUACCAACGGUACCAUCACGGCCCGUGAUCCCGGUCCAAAGGUUCGCAUCGUCAACAACGUACCGUCCGAGGAUCCUCUCCGGCGCGGUCCUAAUGUCUUUGGGAUUGUGUUGCCCAUCAUCUUUGGCGUUCUCUCCCUCGGCGCCAUUGGUUGGUUUGUGUGGUGGUACGGCAGGAGAAAGGGCAUGUUCGCCUCUCGCAACCAGGGUUACGGCGUGGGGAAGAGCCGUGGCCAGAGGACGGACGGUCUGCGGCUUGCGGACGGCACAUUCACGUCGGCUAACCGCGGAGUGGAGAUGAUGCCACCCCCGAGGCCUCCUCCACCGAGUAUCGGAACUGGAAAUGCGUUCAGGGAGGAGCUGAGUAGACAAGAGCGUAAUGAUAAAGCGCGUAACGUGGUGUAA